This is a messenger RNA of Heteronotia binoei (common prickly gecko), 1737 nucleotides long. It is a transcript of the gene CNGA4, whose product is annotated as cyclic nucleotide gated channel subunit alpha 4. The record is from RefSeq and is a predicted model, not a curated record. Gene Ontology annotation, biological process: monoatomic cation transmembrane transport. The transcript is spliced from 5 exons. Bases 1 to 1737 code for a protein of 578 amino acids. Gene Ontology annotation, cellular component: plasma membrane; intracellular cyclic nucleotide activated cation channel complex. Gene Ontology annotation, molecular function: cGMP binding; protein-containing complex binding; intracellularly cAMP-activated cation channel activity. NCBI's taxonomy places the organism in Eukaryota, Metazoa, Chordata, Lepidosauria, Squamata, Gekkonidae.
AUGGAGCAGGGAGCUCAGGCCAAGAUGAACGGGCUGGCCCAGCCCAAGGGCCAGGGGAGGAAGAAGGGGCUGGUCAAGACUGGACAGAGCAGCGCCGGCCUGGCCCCCAAGCCACCAAAAGAGGCGGCCCCUUCCAGGGCCCGGAUCCUGGACCCCUCUGGAGACCCCUACUCCCGCUGGCUGAACGUCAUGGUGGUCCCCAUCAUGUACAACUGGAUCAUUCUCAUCUGCAGGUCCUGCUUCCCAGAACUCCAGCAGAAGUAUGUGCUGCUCUGGCUGACCCUGGAUUACGCCUGUGACCUCCUCUACCUGGUGGACAUCGGGGUGCAUUUCCAUACGGGGUUCCUGGACCAAGGGAUCCUUAUUGGCGACCGGUCCCAGAUCUCCCGGUGCUACAUGCGCUCCUCCGGCUUCCUUUGGGACCUUUUCUCGGUGCUUCCCACGGACCUCUUGUAUUUGUGGCUGGGCCUGGGCAUGCCCGCUGUCCGGGCCAACCGCUUCCUCCGGACCCCCCGGCUUUUUGAGGCCUUCGACAGGAUCGAGACGCGCACGGCACACCCCAACUCCUUCCGCAUCACCAAGCUGAUGCUGUACAUUUUUGUCACCAUCCACUGGAACAGCUGCAUCUACUUUGCGCUCUCCAGCUUCAUUGGCUAUGGGGUGGAUGAGUGGGUGUACCCCAACAUGAGCUCUCCCGGCUUCGACACGCUGGUGCGCCAGUACCUCUACAGCUUCUACUUCUCCACCCUCAUCCUGACGACGGUGGGCGACACACCUAUGCCUCAGCGGGAAGAGGAGUACCUCUUCAUGGCCACGGACUUCCUCCUGGCCGUCAUGGGCUUUGCCACCAUCAUGGGUAGCAUGACCUCCGUCAUCUCCAACAUGAACCAAGCCGAUGCCGCCUUCUACCCCAACUACGACCUGGUGAAGGGCUACCUGCACGCCCACCGGGUCAGCCGCCGGCUCCAGAACCGCGUGGUCAACUGGUACCAGCACCUCCAGAUGGAGAAGAAGAUGACCAAUGAGCUGGCCAUCCUCCAGCACCUGCCGGAGCGCCUGCGGGCCGAGGUGGCUGUCAGCGUCCACCUGCCCACCCUGCGCAAGGUCCAGAUCUUCCAGAACUGCGAGCAAAGCCUGCUGGAAGAGCUUGUGCUGAAACUCAAGCCCCAGGUCUAUAGCCCCGGGGAGUACGUCUGCAGGAAGGGCGACAUUGGCAGAGAGAUGUACUUCAUCCGCGAGGGGCAGCUGGCCGUGGUGGCCGACGACCGGGUGACCCAGUUCGCCGUCCUGGGAGAGGGACUCUACUUUGGGGAGAUCAGCAUCAUCAACAUUAAAGGGAAUAAGUCGGGGAACCGGCGCACGGCCAACAUCAAGAGCAUCGGCUUCUCAGACCUCUUCUGCCUGUCCAAGGAGGACCUGACGGAGGUGCUGGCCGAGUUCCCCAAUGCCAAGACCAUGCUGGAGGCCAAGGGCCGAGAGAUCCUGCUGAAGAUGGACAAGCUAGACGUCAACGCCGAGGCUGCGGAAAUCGCCCGGCAGCAGGAGGAGGAGUGGCGGACGGCAGCCCUGGAGGAAGGUCUGGAUGCCCUACAGACCAAGCUGGCCCGGGUCUUGGCCGGCCUGGAAUCCAGCGCCUUCAAGAUGGCCCUGCGGCUGGAGCGGCUGGAGUGGCAGAUGCAGGUGUGGGGCGGGGAGGAGAUGCAGGAGUUGGGUCAGGCAGAAGGUGGGGAGCCAUAG